Molecule: messenger RNA, 1807 nt
Organism: Bemisia tabaci
Lineage: Eukaryota; Metazoa; Arthropoda; Insecta; Hemiptera; Aleyrodidae
Source: RefSeq, a predicted model, not a curated record
UGCUAUCAGGAUGACUUCCCAUGUUUGUCACCGCGAUUCACCGCGUCGUAAUUAGCCGUAGUAGCGCAGUGACUUCGCUUAAAACUCGCACGUUAUGGAUAUCGAAAUUUCAUCGGUUUUUAGGACAUUUCGCGGCAAACGGUGUGUUAUAAUUGAAUUGUAUAAAUUAACGGAAUCGAAUGUUUUACAGUCCGGAAACAUUAGGUUCAGGUGCGCUAAUAAGAAGUGCGGGGCAAGUGUGCUAGUUGACGAAACUGUAAAAAAAGUGAUCCAACCUAGUGCUGUUGAACAUAAUCAUGAGCCAUACACGUCGGAAGAAAUAACCAAACAAAAAUUUAAAGUUAGUGUCAAAAGGAAAGCGGCCGAAAAUUUAAUCGAAAAACCGAGUAAGAUUAUAAGACGCGAACUUUUAUUAGAUGGUGCCUGUGAAUUAUCAAAUUUAGAAUUGCCUGGUAUUCGGAAAAUGAUGUAUAAGGAAAGAAAAAAAUCUCUCCCUGCUCCAAUACCAAAAUCGAGACAGGAAGCAUACUGUCAGCUGUAUGAUUUACAACGCAAAAUUUUAGUGAAAGGACAGCAAUUCUGUUUUGUGAAUGCAGCCAAAAAUAUGGUAAUCUUGACGUGUGAAUCAAAUUUAAAAUUGAUGCAAGUGAGCGAACUUUUUUUCGGAGAUGGGACUUUCUCAUAUGCACCGGACCAUUUUUCCCAGUUGUAUACAAUUCACGUGUAUAAAAAUUGCUUUUACAUUCCAGUCGCAUUUUGUUUCUUACCCUCUAAGAGCUGCGAAACGUAUCGUUUAAUGUGGCGAGAACUGCAAAAUUUGAGUCUUUCUCUGACUGGAAAAAAUUUCGUCAUUCCCACAUUUUAUGCUGAUUUUGAAUCUGCUGCUCAUAACGCUAUUCAUGCAGAAUUCCCAGAUUGUAUGUUACUCUGCUGCCGUUUCCAUUUAUCUCAAUCCUGGUUCCGAUUUAUUCAAUCCAAUUCAUUCCUCUUGCGAGAAUAUAACACUAAAGGCUCAGCGGUCGGUAAAUGGUUAAGGUAUUUUUUUGGCUUGCCAUUGUUACCGCCAAACGAAGUGUUGGGUGGUUUCCUAGAUUUAAUGUCUAUCGUUCCUGACGGCAUACCUCAAGAAACACAAACGGAAUUUUCAAAUUAUCUUCUGAAUAACUAUAUUUUGACUUUGUCAAAGUAUCCUCCAGAUUUAUGGGCCGGACCGCCGUCAAAUUGCCCUCGCACUACAAAUGGCAACGAAUCGUUUCAUAGUAACUAUAAUAAAGAAUUCUAUCAUACCCAUCCCAACAUUCACAACGUGGUUGAAGUCCUACGUCAGAUUCAAGCAGAAACGUUAACUAAAAUAACUUCCGUCAACAUGAAUGUCACAAAUACUAUUAAACAACCGACAAUUGACCGAAAUAAUUAUGCGAUAGAAGCCUGGAAUACUUACGCGGCGAGCAAACGUGAUCGAGAAGCUCGGUUGACUUACCUCAAGCGCCUAGGUCACCAUUUCCAAGCUAAGAAAAUUUAAAUUCUCAUCCAGAUUUUAUCAAUUGACGACCAGCCACCUACAGCUGUGAUAUUUUUAUAUUACUCAACUCUACAUACAAUGGUGAGUGUGUUUCAUACUGUUCUUUCAUUCAACAUGUUGUUCGGUGUUGCCACAUUCACAUAUUUCCUUCAAAAGGUACCUUUUUUCCUCUCGCCCAUAAGACCCCCUCCCUAAUCGGGGGAAGGCUAUUUUGCACUGUUUCUUACUCGCCCAAAAGCCCCCAACUUUUCGCCCAAACGAGCCCUUCCCCGCCCAAAAGUCCUG